Messenger RNA from Diachasmimorpha longicaudata, 961 nucleotides. Its product is annotated as calcium homeostasis endoplasmic reticulum protein-like. The coding region runs from base 217 to 888 and encodes 223 amino acids. Lineage: Eukaryota; Metazoa; Arthropoda; Insecta; Hymenoptera; Braconidae. The transcript has 3 exons. Gene Ontology annotation, cellular component: nucleosome. The record is from RefSeq and is a predicted model, not a curated record. Gene Ontology annotation, biological process: nucleosome assembly. Gene Ontology annotation, molecular function: DNA binding.
AUCAUAAAACAAAAACAUCCGAUAUUUCAAUAUUAAACAAUUGCCUUCACUCCAGUCAUGACAUUCUGUCAAAAUUGUACGUAGAAAUGUUCAUUUCAUACUAAAAAAAUUGAAUUAUUCAUCCGCCCCGAUCUUUACGCCACCAAUAAAAGCUUUACCUGGGAGCAGAUCCACCCAAAUCUCCAGUAAUUUGAUUCAGUUACGACGUGAUAAACAAUGGUCAACCUUCCGAAAAAAUCCCUAGAACUUGUGAUAUCAGCAAUAAAGAACAUGCAGGAGAGAAAAGGUUCGAGUUGCCGGACGAUAGUAAAUUACGUCUCAUCCCUGUGCGACGUACCCCGAGAUAUCGCUCAGCGUCAGGUUUUGGCUGCGUUAAAACGCGGUACAAUUCAUGGAAUUUUACGAGAGACAGAUGGCUACUACAGUCUCCCAACAGGCGCCUCGAGCGAGCACCUGGAGGUGGCCAGGCAGGAGCUGGGGCUGUUGGAUCUCUCGUGUCGGAAGCGGAAACAAGAGGCGAGGAAGCGCAAGAGUUCGGUGGGAUGUGGUGGGAGUAAAAAGACAAUGAGGAAAAAAUCGCGUCGGGGCCGAAGUCGCAGGAGGAAGGCAUCCAAGGGGAGGAAACCCAGAGGAUGCGGAAGUGCACGGGGCAAGAGGAGGAAGAGGACGAGGAAGCGGAGCAGACGGGGCAAGAGCAAGAGCAAGAGUAAGUACAACUGCGGACCGGGGAAGUCGAGGAGGAGCAAACGACGGAGGAGUAAAAAGCGGAAUGGAAAGAAGAACAAGUCCUGCGAAUGUCCUUCGAAGGUCAAGCUGAGGGCCCCGAAGAGCGACAAGUGCGGAUUUAAUUUUGUUGAUUACAUUGGGAGGAGGGAGCUAGAGGUGUGACCUGUGUGAAGACAUUUUUAGGAUUUUUUUAAAAGAAAAAUUUGGAGGGAAAAAUAUAUGUCUUGGAAAAUUU